AUGUUUAGAAGAUCUAGAAGUGAUCUAUCUAUCUAUCUAUCUAUCUAUCUAUCUAUCUAUCUAUCUAUCUAUCUAUCUAUCUAUCUAUUAAGAUUGAGAUUAUUUUUCAGUCUGAUAAUAUCUAUUCAUCUGAAUCUUUUUGUUUUCGAUACAUCUUUCAUUUUUUUUUAUUUAUUUCUGAUUUCUUACUUUUCCCAUUUAUAUAGAUAUUUCUUCUUCUUCUUCUUCUUCUUCUUCUUCUUCUUCUUCUUCUUCUUCUUCUUCUUCUUCUUCUUCUUCUCAUUUUUUUCAUCAUCGUUUUCUUUCACCUCCCACUUAAUGCGCCAGACGCCUCUGUCUAAUUCCUCAUAUAAAACAAGCGUCUAUCCAUUUCUCUUCAUGUUUGCCUUACCUUUUUCUCCUCCCUUUCAUGGCCCCCUUUUUAUAUUCCUUUCUGCACUCAAUCUUCUACUCCGUUUAGUUACGAUUUUUCACCCUAGCUCCUUCCGCCUUCAAUACCCCUUCCUACCUCAUAUUCUAUUCUUCCUCUUCCUCCUUUUUGGCACGCGACUAGCCUCUCUUCCUCUUUUUGACAUACAACCAGCCUCUUUUCUUUCUUUUGACAUACAACCAGCCUCUCUUCCUCCUUUUGACAUACAACCAGCCUCUCUUCCUCCUUUUGACAUACAACUAGCCUCUCUUCCUCCUUUUGACAUACAACCAGCCUCUCUUCCUCCUUUUGACAUACAACUAGCCUCUCUUCCUCCUUUUGACAUACAACUAGCCUCUCUUCCUAGUCUUGUUCAUACACCUGUGUCUUUUCUGGAUGAGUUUUUUCUUACUUUUUCUAUACUUCAUUAUUUUUUUCUGACUAAUCUUUCUCUUUACUUCCUCUCCUUUUGCUACUGCUGA
Molecule: messenger RNA, 891 nt
Organism: Acanthosepion pharaonis
Lineage: Eukaryota; Metazoa; Mollusca; Cephalopoda; Sepiida; Sepiidae
Source: the annotation of a GenBank genome assembly